Molecule: messenger RNA, 3584 nt
Organism: Andrographis paniculata
Lineage: Eukaryota; Viridiplantae; Streptophyta; Magnoliopsida; Lamiales; Acanthaceae
Exons: 19
Coding region: 526-3363 (945 amino acids)
Biological process (GO): transcription by RNA polymerase III
Cellular component (GO): transcription factor TFIIIC complex
Molecular function (GO): protein binding
Source: RefSeq, a predicted model, not a curated record
CCGCAGCCGCACUAGCCAAGGCAGCCACCAGGUUCUUCCUUUUUCUUCUUCCUCUUCAUCGAUUCUUUCGUUUCUUCCUCGAUUCUUCUUCUUCACCUUCCUCUUUCUUCUUCUUUUUUACCGAUUCUUCUUCUUCUUCACCUCUUCUUCUGCCUGCUCUGCUCUUGCGCGACGGACGGCCAGAUUAAAAAAAAUAAUUAAAAACAAACAAUUAUGGCCGAACCGCCGGUUCAAACCGUCGGUGGUUCACGAUAUGGAAAACUACAAAUCGAAACUGAACCGGAAGAACUACGGUUUCGAUUCGGUUUGCAUCCGGUUUCGGUUCGAACCCGACGGUUCGGAACUGAAUGGGCAAGUCUUGAUGUAGUACUAUGUGCUUAUUGUCUUGAAAAGGAUUGCAACCAGGGUUGAAGAUUUUAAAGAGGGUUGAACUUCGAGUGUGAUCUUCCUAGUUAAAUUAUAUUUGAUUAAAGACACGUACAUUAUUGUCGAGUUGAUUCUACUGGCCGUGCUGAAUUCUGAAGCAUGGGCCUGGAAGGAGACGAAAUCCCUAUGGCCGAUGGAAGCCCUAGUGAUGAUUAUUCAGUUCCAAGUAAGACAGUAGAGUUUGAUGCAGUUGAACAUCCUCUCGAGUUGGAACAUCACUCAGAGGUGAAUCUGGGAGAUGGCGUUGAGCAGGAUGAAGAUGGAUAUGGCAGUGAUGAUUCAGAAAGUAAAGGGGAAGGGGAAGGAGAAGGAGAAGCAGAGUACAUGUUUCAAUUCCAGGGGGAUAUGGACCCCUUAUCGUUUGCAGAAGAACAAGAUGCACCUGGAUUGCUGCCAUACCAGCGAUUUGAGCGGUUACAUAACCAGUAUGAGGUCUUGGCUGCCAAGAAGCGGCCUGCCCUUCAACAGUGCAUUAGUGACCUGCCUGCUAAGAGGUUGAGAGUAGAGGAAGAUCUUGGUGCAACAUUUGAAGAAAUAAUGGAGACCAUGAAUUAUGGUUCGAGAAAAAAGUCAAGGAAGGCUAAUAAAAGAGGACGAAGAAAGGGAUCAAAGAGUAAAGUUAAUCCUGAAGUAUCUCAAAAACUUCGUGAUGCUAAACUUUCUUAUGCCUGCCUUCACUAUGAAGAAGCCAUUAAUGCGUUGAAGGAAGUUAUUCGUCUUGCCCCCAACCUCGUAGACCCAUACCGUACACUUGGUCUAAUUUAUAGUGAUAUGAAUGAUAAGAAAAAAGCCUUGAAUUGUUACAUUAUUGCGGCACAGCUAGCUCCUAAAGACGCUUCCUUGUGGAAACUUCUAUGCUCCUGGUCCAUAGAACAAGGUAACAAACGACAAGCAAACUACUGUCUCAAUAAAGCAAUAAUAGCUGAUCCAGAAGAUAUUGGUCUGCGGUCUCAUCGUGCUUCUCUUUAUGUUGAGCUUGGAGAGUAUCUUAAAGCUGCUGAGUCGUAUGAGCAAAUCUCUCGCCUCUGUCCAGAUGACAUUGAAAUUCUGAGAAACGCCACAAAGCUGUAUCAAAGAUGUGGGCAAUGUGAGCGAGCUGCUUGUAUGCUGGAGGGCAUUCUGAAGAAUCAUACAGAUGAUGCUAAUUUUUGCUUGGUUGAUCUCUUAGCUUCAGUGCUUCUGGAUAACAAAGCAUAUUCCAGAGCUCUUGAGCAUAUUGAGCGUGUUCAGCAUGAGUGCAAAAAUGGAAAAGAGAUUCCACCUAAUUUAAUGAUAAAGGCAGGAAUUUGUCAUGUUUUUCUCGGGAAUCUGAAGAAAGCAGAGGACUACUUCAGCCUCUUGAAAUCAGAGAACGCAUCUGCUCAUGAUCACUUAAUCAUGGAUGUUGCAGAUUCACUGAUGACUGUUGGGGAGUAUGAAUCUGCGUUAACAUACUAUCUGAUGAUAGUGGGAGAUGCACAUAAGUAUAAUGGCGAUCGACAUUUGAGAAUUGCAAGGUGUUGUGUUUCUCUGAAGAAAGUAGCAGAAGCUAUUGAAUAUUAUUACAAAGCUAUUGAACAGCUUGAUAAUACUAUUGAUGCCCGGUUGAUGUUAUCAUCUCUUCUUCUUGAAGUAAAUCGAGACAAUGAAGCUAUUUCUGUACUUUCUCCUCCAGUAGAGUCAGCUCCAGAGGCAGAAUCAAAUACCUGUAAUUUUUGGUGGCUUAGCGGAAAGAUAAAGUUGAAGCUUUCCUUAAUUUAUAAAGCCAAAGGGUUAUUCCAGGAUUUUGUAGAUGUUUUAUUUCCCAUUGUUCGUGAGACAUUGUUUCUCGAAACAGUCCGGAAAAAGGUUAAACCUCGUAAACGCCUAUCAAAAGGUGUUCUUUCAGAAAGGAUGAAAAUUUUGAAUGAUCAACAGAGUGACACUGUUUUUCAUAGAUUUAGGCCGGUGGCUUCAGCAGCAGAUCUUUCUAAAGCAUCCAGAGCAAAGAGGCUCCUCGAAAAGAAGGCUGCAGAAAAAGAAGCAAGAAGGGCCGCAGGAAUUGAUUGGGAAAGUGAUGAUUCAGAUGAUGAAUCUCCACGUGUACUGCGGGAGCCGCCUCUGCCAGAUCUUCUCAAAGAAGGGGGAGAUCAUUAUUUGAUUGUAGACUUAUGCAAAGCAUUAUCCACAUUGCGGAAGUAUUGGGAUGCACUGGAGAUAAUCAAUCUUAGCCUCAAAUUGGAAUGCAACACAUUGUCUGCUCAGGUUAAAGAAGAGCUUCGUACUCUUGGAGCUCAGAUGGCACAUAAUAUUAGUGAUCCUACACAUGGUUGGGAAUGUGUUCGUUACUUUGUUAGCCGGCACCCCUUCAGCUUCUCAGCCUGGAAUUGCUACUACAAAGGACUGUUGAGAAGUAAUCGAAUGACAAAACACAACAAGUUCCUCCAUAGCAUGAGAGCAAAGCACAAGGAUUGCGUACAACCAAUCCUUAUUUCUGGACAUCACUUCACAAUGAUCAGUCAGCAUCAGGCAGCUGCCCGCGAGUAUUUAGAAGCCUAUAAGCUGUUGCCAGACAGCCCCUUGAUAAAUCUCUGUGUUGGAACUGCCUUGAUAAACUUGGCACUCGGCCACAGACUUCCAAACAAGCAUCAGGCCAUACUACAAGGGCUUGCUUUUCUGCAUAACAAUGCUCGGCUUUGCGGGGACAGCCAGGAGUCAUUUUAUAACAUUGCUCGGGCUUGUCAUCAUGUCGGUCUGGUUUCUUUGGCCGUAACAUAUUAUGAAAAGGUUUUAGCGAUGCGGGAGAAGGAUUAUCCCAUCCCUGUGCUUCCCAACGAUAAUCCAGAUUAUGAAAUGGUGGAAAGGCCGGGAUACUGCGAUCUCCGACGAGAAGCUGCCUACAAUCUUCACUUGAUCUACAAGAGAAGUGGGGCAGUUGAUCUAGCUCGGCAGGUUUUGAAGGAUCAUGUUGUCCUAUGAUGCCAUGGAAAUGUCUUGAUGCCCAGAGACCCACAAUCUUGUGUGUUCUGUUGUUAUGUAGAUUAGAUUUGGUAAGUAAGUUUAAAGAUCUAUUUAUUGAAAAAUAGAUUGGUUAUUAUUAUUGUUAAUAUGAUUAUAUUAUAUAGAAUUAUUUAAUUUAUAGUACGAGUACUUAAUGUUAGAGGGUGGAUGAAAUAUAUAAACAUUUUUUGGUGCAACAA